Phascolarctos cinereus (koala) is the source of this 2213-nucleotide messenger RNA. It is a transcript of the gene SUMF1, whose product is annotated as sulfatase modifying factor 1. NCBI's taxonomy places the organism in Eukaryota, Metazoa, Chordata, Mammalia, Diprotodontia, Phascolarctidae. Gene Ontology annotation, biological process: protein oxidation. Gene Ontology annotation, molecular function: formylglycine-generating oxidase activity. Gene Ontology annotation, cellular component: endoplasmic reticulum. The record is from RefSeq and is a predicted model, not a curated record.
AUGGCAGAUGAACAGUUGCUGUUUGGGAGCUCUUGCCCAUUGCUGUGUGAAGUUGGGACGUCUACAGAGAACAAUGAGAGCAGUGGCUGCAGGAACUCUUCAUCUGAAAAAGCAUCAGAAGAUACUGGCCAGGCAGGUCAACAGCAUAUGGCUUGGGCUGAGAAGCGGGCGCACGCAUGCGCUCCAGCGGCUCCUUUGGAGGGCCCGGGCUCACGUGACUCCGCGCGGUCACAUGGCUCUUCAGACAACAUGGCUGCGCCCGGCUCGGGGCUGACUCGGCCACGCCGGGUCCCGCUGCUGCUGCUCCUGCUGCGGCCGCUGAUCAUUGGGGCAGUGGGGGCGGCCCGGGGCCUGGGCUCCGAGGCCGGACCCGCCGCAGCCGACGCGGUCCACGCGGCGGGGACAUGCGGCUGCGGCUCUCCCCAGCGCCCCGGGACGGCGGCGCACAGAUACUCCCGGGAGGCGAAUGUGGUGGAGCGGGCCUCCUUCGAACGGCCGGUGCUGCCCCCGCAGAUGGCCCACAUUCCUGCGGGUGUGUUUACGAUGGGCACAGAUGAUCCUCAAAUAAGUCAGGAUGGGGAAGGACCUGCCAGAAGGGUCAGAAUUAACUCCUUUUACAUGGAUUUGUACGAAGUCAGUAAUGCUGAAUUUGAGAAAUUCGUGAACUCCACUGGCUAUGUGACAGAGGCUGAGAAAUUUGGCGAUUCAUUUGUCUUCGACAGCAUGUUGAGUGAUCAGGUGAAGAGGGACAUCCAUCAGGCAGUUGCAGCUGCUCCAUGGUGGUUGCCUGUUAAAGGAGCUAAUUGGAGACAUCCAGAAGGCCCUGAUUCUACUAUUCUGCACAGACAGGAUCACCCAGUUCUCCAUGUCUCCUGGAAUGACGCGGUUGCAUACUGCACUUGGGCUGGAAAGCGGUUACCCACUGAAGCCGAAUGGGAAUAUAGCUGCAGAGGGGGCCUUGAGAAUAGACUUUAUCCAUGGGGCAACAAGUUGCAGCCAAAAGGUCAACAUUAUGCCAACAUUUGGCAAGGAGAAUUCCCUGUGAGCAACACUGGUGAAGAUGGCUACCGAGGAACGGCACCUGUUACUGCCUUUCCUCCAAAUGGGUAUGGUCUGUACAACAUAGUGGGGAAUGCAUGGGAGUGGACCUCAGACUGGUGGACCAUUCAUCAUUCUGUUGAUGAAACCCUUGAUCCUAAAGGGCCCCCGUCUGGGAGUGACCGAGUGAAGAAGGGAGGAUCAUACAUGUGCCAUAAGUCCUAUUGUUAUAGGUAUCGCUGUGCUGCCCGCAGCCAGAACACACCAGACAGCUCUGCUUCUAACCUCGGGUUCCGCUGUGCCUCCAGCCGUCUCCCGGAUACAUGAUAAAAGUCAAGGAGGGGAGGAGGCCUCGUGUGCCAGUCAGCAGAAGAAUGAUGUCCAGCCUGCACCGGGCUUCCUGGAGAGCUUUGAAGUGACCAAUCUCUUGUCAGAUGAAAUUGCCCAACUUUUGGUAGUUUCUGCACCCAUUAGCUGCCAGCCAAAGGACCCUUCCUUCCCUGCGAGAUCCAAUCACUGACACAAGGUGUUAGUAGCCAAUGUUUUAUUAUUGUGGUUUGUCUUUGAAGAGACCUGCAAUUUUAUUGUUAUUUUGGGGGGCAGUCUUUAAAGAGAAGACUUUUGAUUUCAGAAGAAGAAUCUAUGACAGAUUUAUUUUUUAGCUAAGAUGUUUUUACAUAUGUGAGCCUUGUGGGAUAUUAAUCAUGUAAAUCAGAGUUGUCUUAUGUCAGGCUUCAUUCUGGGGGAGGCGGGACAUAGUACUUUGUAUUCAUUAGCACUUUUUCUUCUUCAAGGAAAUCCAAGGAUGGUAUAUUGUGAUUGUGCCUCCCACUUGGGAGAAUGGGACAGCGGGAUCCCAUUUAGCUCAGUGUGAUUCUGUAGUGCUGUGUCUUUUAAACAUGAAGUGCCUUUAGUUUGGAGGGGCAGCUGUGUACUCAUGCCCCAUUUUUCCUUUUGCCAGUCUUUGGUGAAUGUGACAUUCAAGGUCUGUAGUCAGACCUAGUUCAUUCUAAAUAUGGGAAUGUUGGUGAAUGGCCUUGAAUGAACCAAGUUCAGAUGGUCCAGUAUUCUUAAUCAAAGAAUAAUAGGACAUCUAGUAGGCUUUGGAAUAAUAGAUACUUGGAAUUGUGCUCUAUUUUGAAUAAAUCAUUGUAGGCAUAAUGGGGCUUUAAUUG